Messenger RNA from Alternaria ventricosa, 996 nucleotides. RefSeq lists its product as uncharacterized. NCBI's taxonomy places the organism in Eukaryota, Fungi, Ascomycota, Dothideomycetes, Pleosporales, Pleosporaceae. The record is from RefSeq and is a predicted model, not a curated record. The coding region runs from base 1 to 996 and encodes 331 amino acids. The transcript has a single exon.
AUGAAAUACCCAGUGCCGUUCCGCACGGCUCUGCUAAAGACUGAGAGCUCGGAUGGUAGUUCAGGGCCAGAGGUUCCGUUGCUGCCAGCAACAUACCGGAGAAAUUAUAAAAUUGAGCCCGUCAGCAACAACAUCGGCGCGUUCUUGGAUAUCGAGCUGAAUGUCCGCCGACUGAACGAAGUCCACAAAUGGCUAUGGCUUGUGGGCCUUCCAAGCGCGCCGCGACCUCUUCAUUACCAAGUGGUCAAGAAACGGGAAAUUGUGGUGACGGAACAGUUGGAUCUGCAUCUUGUUUGGUCAUCAGCGCCUUCGUCGUCGAUUCUCCUCAAACCGCUGCCUCGCUUCCUUCUCUGCCCAAACUUCUGGGUCACGGAGAUCUGCCCACGUCGGCACCUGUACGAGACGGCACUGGGCUUCAUGCUGUCGUAUGUCGCGCUCAUCGAAAGGGAGGUUGACUACAAUCUAGCCAUCAACCACGGCCUCAUCCCUAAGGAGGUCACUUGGUCUGGGUGGCUGGCGCUCGUUGGCGAGGUCGUCUGCACCUCGGUACAGACGCAUACCAUCGAUGCGUCGGCUGCAUCGUCUGUAAGCUUGUUGGAGGACCGCCCUCGCGUCAACCAACGCUUCAACUACGGCGAAUUGCGACUCGGGCGGCUGAACUGGGUAUAUCGCUUGACCAUGGGCGAGUUGCGCGGGUACCUAAGCGGCUGCACCACGUAUGGAGCCUUCAUGCGUGACAACGUCAACAGUCUCAUCACGCUAUUCGCAUACACUACCAUCGUGCUCUCCGCGAUGCAGGUUGGGCUUUCGAUAGAGCCUCUCGCAAACGACUACUCGUUCGGCAUGGCGUCGUACGUCUUCUCCCUCUUUUCCAUCCUGGCUCCACUCGCAUGCAUUAUCGCUAUUCUUGGCGUUAUAGCCUUGAUGUUUGUCGUGAAUCUGGCGCGCACGCUGAGGAUUCGAGGGCAGAAGCGGCGUCAAGGUGUGAAGGUGUGA